AUGAGCUACGAAGAUAUUAGCGAGGAAGAUGGGCCUCGCGGUCAAGGUUUUAGCUUCGGUGCUUCUCGCAACGAUCACAGCCCGCUUAGAGUUGCCGAGAUGGACGACGACUUCCUCUUCAUUCCUCCGUCUGGCGGAUCUCGAGCUCAGAGUGGCCAAGCUAGCGGAUCUUUCGAUACCUACGCCUCGGCUCCUCGCACCUCUCAAGGCUCCAGUGCUUGGUUCAUCGAUGCGCACAUAGGCGGUCUGGCAGAAGGCCCAGAGUACGAGCUGACUCCUAUGUGCGUCAGGGCUCUACAUCGAUCGCUAUGGUCAACAAUGUUUGCACUCGUGCCUGCUGUAUACCUGCUCCCUCGCCAACUGGUACCGACGGGGGAACAUGCUCUCCGGCUGCUGGAAGAAAGCGACUGGAAUCUGUGCGAAACACAGCGUAGAGCUGUCAAGGCAAUGGCGGAAGCCGCUCGCGAUGGCAAAGGCAAAGGAGUGGAGGGCAGAAUGUCCUUUCCGCUUUCCGGUCAAGCCGAAUUCGAUCUCGGUCCAGAGUACUCCGCGGAGCGUCGUGGCAUGCCAUGUGGCCACGUCUUCAAGAAGGGUGAAGCAAUCUAUCGAUGUCGGUGAGUGCAUUGGGAAGUCGUGCUGGUAGUUUGAUCUGCAACUCAUACGACUUGACUCGUUGUGCUUUUCUGAGCCUCAGUGACUGCGGCCUGGACGACACCUGCGUUCAGUGUGCACCCUGCUUCAACGCUUCCAGCCAUGAGGGCCAUGACAUCGUCUUUAGCGUCAGCGCUUCCAGUGGCGGCUGCUGCGACUGUGGCGACGACGAGGCGUGGAAAAAUCAUCUGGGUUGCAAGUAUCACGAAAGUCGGAAGUCACAAGCCGAGGGCUAUGCUGGUGAUGAAUCGAUGGAUGAAGCAGGCCCUGCCGGCUCCGGACGAAUGGCAGUGGACGAUGAGUUUGCCGACAAUGAGGAGGAUGACCACUCCACGUAUCACUCUGCUGUCGAGGAUGGUGGGACAAGGCUUGGCACUAGCGCGUCGGCCAAGUCGCCCAUGCGUGGUAGCGCAGGCGCUUCUUUGGUGGACUCGCUGAUCGCCAAGGUACCGCGCGACGUUCUCGAGGGCCUGACCAGUCACCUCACAACUCUCCUCACGUACGUCCUCGAUACAGUGGAGCAUGCGCCCUCUGAAUGCAAGCCGCGCCCAAGCAUUGCUGCUAUCGAGCGACAGCCAGAUCUGCGCAAUGACGCCGAGCCUCGCGUUCCAGGUGGCAAUCCUCCGGAGCGCAUGUAUUCGGUCGUUCUUUGGAAUGAUGAGAAGCACUCCUUCAAGACGGUCAUUGACACUGUGGUCGACGCCGUGGACGUCAGCGAAAACCGAGCAAAGAGGAUCGCCGAGCGCAUUGAUCGUCAUGUAAGUCGAAUAUAUCGUGCCUAGACAGUCUUCAUUGCUGGUUUAACGUGCCAUCCUCGCUGCACAGGGCCGUGACGUGAUCUACAGCUCUUCAGACGUUCGGCGACUUCUCGUCAUUUCUCGGAAGCUUACCGCUGUCGACUUGGGUGCCACUAUCAGUGCGACGUACGACGUCUUUGCAGAAGAGGUGGCGCACCACGUUCUUAGCAUGAUCUUCGACCUUGCAAAUGCGUCCUUAUACGUGCCAUCGGAAACGUCUGACAGGAUGUUCGAUUUCAGCCACCCUCUCGCGAAGCUUGUUCCGAAUGCAGUUGCCAUGCGUGCCAUUACAUGCAAGGCAUUGCUCGAGCGCUGGUCGCCCCGCAAGCCAGUCGAGCAGGGUAUGAUGUCGCACGACUACUUCGACACUCGUGACUUGCGCAAGCUUGAUGCCCUGUUGCUUCUCGAUAUCAGAUUGUGGAAGGCAGCAAGAGCCUUGACUCGCAAGACGCUUAUGGCAAUCAUCGGCGCUCGAGAAGUCAGGCGAGAAGUUGGUAAGUACGAUCCUCUGGAAUCUGUCAUAAAGCUGCUCUAAUAUGUUCACCCCGUCUUGUCGCGACAGCUCUUCGCUUUGCUCGAGUAUAUCCGAAAGCGAUUGAGAACUUCAUAUUGAAGGACCGCGAGCCCGAACAUUCGAUCUGUCUUAUGACGGUACAGCUCUUCAGCGUCCCUUCGGUCGCCCGCGAGCUCGUUCUCCGUUCUGACGUCAACUUUUUCCAGAAGCUUUUGCAGAUGCUGCAGUCCAUCUUCACUGGCAAUCUCAUGUCGGCGCGCGCAAUCGAGCUGCCUCCGCUUCCGCCGCUGAAUGGCGUUGCCAAUACUACAUCGAUGCUACUGCGCCAACAGCGAUGCUACCAUAUCUUCUCGGAUCUGAGAUACGUGUUGUUGGCCGAUGGGGUCCAAGACUUGCUGGUCUCGCAACCCCCUCACUUGGAGCAUCUUCUUUCCUUACUGAGCCUUUUCAACGCAAUUACGCCUGACCGCAGAGCAAUUGGGGAGCAUGUAGAGUUCGAGAACGAAACGUGGGUGCCCAUCUUCCACAUCUCGACGCAGCUUGGCAGAGUUGCAAAGCUCUUUGGGGAAGCCUUUCACAAAGCCACGCCUCGACAACUUCAAGAUGCGUUGCUACUAGCGGCGAGGAAUCUGCUCCUCAAUCUUCUCACCCUGCAUCAAAAUUUGCCUGAAUCGUACGAGCCCAUCGUAUUCCGCCCAGUCAAUUUUGACGAUGAGCAGUACGAAGUCAUCCUCUUCGAAGUCGACCGAACCCCCGUGUCGUUCCACCAUCCCAUGCACGCACUCUUUGCCGAGCUUCUCAAGCACGCUAAUCGGGCCUUCUCGAAUGGAAGGAGUCAAGCAUUGCGCUUGGCCGACAUAUUUCCGAGCGACAUCGACGAGAAAUCUCUUCUCAACAUCAUCGACUUUCCGCUGCGAGUGGUAGUCAAGCUCGCGCAAAUAAGAGCUGGGAUGUGGGUGCGCAAUGGAUUUGCCAUCCGAUCUCAAGCGCAUCACUAUCGUGAUCAUUCGAUGCGGGACGUGAUGUACGAUCAAGAUCUCUUCCUCAUCCAAGCCGGCCUUGCACUGAUCUCGCCAGAUCGCAUGCUCGUGUCCAUCAUCGAUCGCUUCGGCCUUCUGAAGUGGAUGCAGGGCGAUCACGCGCUCGACGGUCCGAUCGAUCCCGACCAGGCGAGGUUUUUGGCGGAAGAGCUCCUGCUUCUGCUGAUCACGUUGUUCUCGGAGACCGGCAUCGCGAUCGGAAGUUCGAUGGAGGACCAGGUGCGACGCGAGAUCGUUCACUUCCUCGCUCUUGGACAAGGGCAGUACUCCGACCUCACGCGGCACAUUUCCGAACGCUUAUGUGAUCACUCCAGUUUCGAUCGCGUUCUUGCUCAAGUCUCCAACUUCCGAGCUCCAGGUGGCACUACCGACCUGGGAAUCUUCGAGUUGAAGGACGAACACUUUGAUGAGGUACAACCUUACUUCUUUCACUAUACUCGCAACCAACGCGAGAAGGCGGACGAGGUGCUCCGUCUGCGUCACAAGCGCAAGAUCGGUGGAAUGCAAGAAGCUGCGGACAAUUACGUGGCACUUCCGACGCGUAGGCUUGCUGCUGGCCAAGGCGUCGUCGUCGAUGCCUUGCGCGAAGCGCUGAACAGCAGAGUCCUCACACGCGCCAUCUUCUCCACUCUCGAUUUGUACGGCUCUGCGGAUGAGCCGGAGCCUGACCAGCGCGCCAUCGACGACACGUACGUCGAGGCCGCAUUGCAGCUUCUGCUUCAAGGAGUCGUCGAGCGCGGCGGUGACUUUGUCAGGAAUUUGGCCACCCUCCUGCGCGCGCCCGCCUUGCGGCAGGCCUCGACGGUGCUUGGCGCCUUGCAGAACAUUGAGAAGCGCACCUCAUCGAAGCCGAUUAAGGCGAAGUGCACUUGGCUUAUCGAUCAUGCGAUUAGUUUGGAUCGUCUGACUGCAUCUACGGCUUUGAGUCAUGACCGCAUCGCCCGCCAGAACGUCUCGGCAAAGGCGAAGGCACCGGCCGAGGAUCCAAAAAGAGCCGCAGCGAAGGCGCGGCAGGCAGCUAUCCUGAACCAAUUUUCUGCAGCUCAAAAGUCUCUGCUAGAGUCAUUGGAUGAUGAUGACGACGACGAAGAAGAAGAAGACGAACUGGAUGAUGCCGACGACUAUGCUCAGGCCGUUGGACGCCGAGAGGAAGAAAGGGAGCCUCAGUCUUUAGGGACCUGCAUUCUUUGUCAGGAAGACCUCAAGAGGCAAAGAGCAUUCGGCAGUCUCGCAUUAAUCCAGACGAGCCGCGUCAUGCGCACCACACCUAGGAGGCAAGCGCACGCUCUUCAAGAAGUGAUGGACGUCCCAUUAAGCCUUGAUCGUGGAGGGUCGAACGGUCGACGCGUGUCGCAGCAAGAUACAUACCCCGCCAAAGAGAACGAGGCUCGCCGGCCGGCUCAGCUCUUCAACCCCGUAGAGGACCAUCGUACUGGCUUCCACGCCUCUACUUGUGGUCAUUCCAUGCAUCUUUCAUGCUUUGAGUCUUACUGCAAAAGCAUUGAGCAGCGCCAUACCCAGCAGAUUGCUCGUAACCACCCCGAGGUUCUGGGGAGACACGAAUUCGUUUGUCCACUGUGCAAGAGCCUUGGGAACGUGUUGUUGCCGUUGCCGGACGCGUCUUCUUUGUCGCCCACGCCUUUGCUCCAACUGCCUAUCUCGGAGUGGUUGAGAAAGAUCAACAUUGACAUCUUGAAAACCUCUGCCAACAACACGUCUGCCGAGCUGCAAGAGGGCGAGAAUGGGACCGGUUCAUUCUUGCCAUGGUAUGCCGAGAACGCUUUCACUUGGCGCGUGGACACCACUUCCGACAGCAGUCUGGACCAGGACACGAUGAAGAUGCUUGAUCGGCUCAUUGUUGUGCUCAGACCUCUGUCGGCCCAGACCAGAUCAGCUCGGGAGACGUGGUCCGCCCGUAGCAUCACCGCACUUCCUGGCAAGAAGAUGUACAUGCCCGAGGAGCUCGUUGCCUACACCGUUGGCAUGCUCGAAGUAGCGCACCGAGGCACGUCGUCCGGCUCGACAUCGCCGACUUCGGAGACGAGCGGCUCGGCGAUUGGCGAUGCGAUUCUGCCCCACACGAUGGAGGUGAUACGCUCUCUCCUGCAUUGUCUCAGCGGUAUUGCCCGCUCGGUGCCUGGCAGUGCUAAAGGCAGCGAUGUCACGGCGCCCCUUGGGAACAAAGCUCUUGCACUCAUGCAACAAGGUCUUCUCAAGCGGCUGCUACCUCACUGGGGCAACGAUGCGAGCGUAGCUUCACCACUGCUUUUGCGCGAUCCGCUUACCAUCCUGAUAGAGACGGCAAUUCUCGCGCCUGCAAGCUUGGGUCACGUCACGACUCUCAUGUACUACGCCACUCUGGUUCAUACGAUCUUUGGUAUAGCGCAGCCAAGCGUCUGGCCUCAGAAUGGCGGGGGGCUUGGUCGAGCGACUGGAUUCGGUGUGCGGGCAUCCACAGUGUCUGCUGACGAACUUGCCGCCAUCAAAAGCAUCUUUCCGGAUGUGAGAUGGACCUUGGCAAACAUCAUUGGCUACGUUGGCUACGCCUGGGGCCAGAUCACCUUGGGCGUGGAUGGCCUAGAUGAUGCCAGCUUGGGCAAGAUGCUGUGUUCGUACACGCUGCCUUUCCUGCGUCGAGCCGCCAUCCUACAUGCCGCCUUGAAAGUUCCGCUCGCAUCGACAAGCGGUAGCGCUGAUGGACCGGGAGGCUCGAUGGAGUAUUUGCGCCUAAUGCGCGCGAUGCGCAUCCCAACCCCAGCUGAGGCUAUACCUCCACGCGUAGAGCGACAAACCGCAUUGACUGGAAUCAUCGAGGGAUGGAUCAAGCAUGCGUACAACGCUAUGGCCUCAUUAUUCAGGCCUCUGCCUAUUCACCCUUCUCCGCUGUCUCUUUCUAGUGCUAGCGCACACUUGCACUCAUCCUCUGCGCAUCCUAUGGUCCAGCUAGAACAUCCGGCAAUCUACGAGCUGCUCACGCUUCCACACGAUUUGGCUGCGCUGCUGCAGGAUACUCAACGAGUCGUUUGCAAGCGCUGCGGAGAGUCGCCUGCCGAGCCAGCAAUCUGUCUGACAUGCGGUGCUACAGUCUGCUUCCAGAGCUUCUGCUGCGAGGACGAGGCGAGCGGAAGAGGGGAAUGCAACUGGCAUCUCGACGAGUGCGGAGGAUCAAUGGGCCUCUUUUUCAAGGUCAAGACAAACAUUGUGCUCUUGCUCUACGCUGGAAAUGGCAGCUUCACGUAUAGUCCCUACCUAGACACGCAUGGAGAGCUAGACAUAGGGCUCAGGAAAGGCAGGCCUCAAAGGUUGCACAUGCAAAGGUACGAUGAGCUGCGCAAGCAGUGGCUCAAUCAUUCGGUCUGCCAUUUUGUAGCACGCAAACUAGAAGCUUCUAUGGACAACGGGUGAGUGCACCACACCAAUGCGAAUCAGCCGCCCGAUGCAGCAAGCUGACGCCAUUUUCGACUGAUCUGUUGCCCCCAGCGGUUGGGGUGGGAUGUAG
This is a messenger RNA of Ceraceosorus bombacis, 6501 nucleotides long. NCBI's taxonomy places the organism in Eukaryota, Fungi, Basidiomycota, Exobasidiomycetes, Ceraceosorales, Ceraceosoraceae. The record is from the annotation of a GenBank genome assembly.